GAAUAACUUUAAAAUAUAUUUCACGAAUAUAAAAACUACAUUAUAUGUAAUAUGUCUAGUUAGUCGCGUUUUCAAAACAUUGUUUACAAUUUACAAAUGUUCAUUUUCGUUCUAUAGAGGUUGAGUGGGACCCACCAUAGGUAUCAAGUAAUAGGGUAUUUUCCUACAUAUGUCACACAAAUCAAAUAGUAUCAAGAUUCUAACACACACAAUAUCCAUGGUCUACUUUUACACAUAGCCAUCUACCUUGAUGCCAAAUCAAGUAACUUAAACAAUGCCCCAUGUCUAAAAAAGCUUGCAACAAAACACCCAAAUUUGGCAUAGUGGUUGUGGAGUUGUUACACAAAACCAAAACCAUUUGCCACAAAACAAUUCCCAUGACUAAUACUUAUACUCCUUCAAUUCUCUCUUCUUUUAGCAUCUUUAAUCAUUUUCAUUGCUAAUCAUGAAAGACUCCUCAAAAUCCUGGCAACCCUUUAUAGCAAACUGUUGUUCUGUUGAAGAUCAAACAGUGUUCAACAAUUUUAGCAGAUGUAGGACUUCAAGGUCCGAUUUCUCAAAGAAUGUGACUCCAUCACCAUCGUUUAGGCACCUAUCUUUCUCAGACCUUAGUCAGUCUUCUUCUAUGCGUAUAAAUGAGGACAUAGCGCACACUUUUGGUCCUGAUUUGUUUGACUUCAAACUCAGUGAGUUACGAGCCAUAACUCAAAAUUUCUCUAUCAACUUCUUGCUUGGGGAAGGUGGGUUUGGUACAGUUCAUAAGGGUUAUGUGGAUGACAACAUGAGAUGUGGAAUGAAGGCACAAGCCGUUGCAGUUAAGCUUCUUGAUAUUGAAGGGUUGCAAGGACAUAGGGAAUGGCUAGCGGAAGUGAUAUUUCUCGGGCAACUUAGGCAUCCUAACUUAGUGAAACUAAUCGGAUAUUGUUGUGAAGAAGAAGAAAGACUCCUAGUGUAUGAGUUCAUGCCACGUGGAAGCUUGGAAAAUCAUUUGUUCAAGAGAAUCUCAGUUUGCCUACCAUGGGGAAACAGAUUAAAGAUUGCAAUAGGUGCUGCUAAAGGGCUCGCAUUCUUGCAUGGUGCUGAUAAGCCUGUUAUAUAUCGCGACUUCAAAACUUCCAAUAUCUUAUUAGAUUCGGAUUUUAAUGCAAAGUUAUCAGAUUUUGGGUUGGCAACAAUGGGUCCCGAAGGAUCAAACACUCAUGUAACCACUAGAGUCAUGGGUACUUAUGGUUAUGCUGCUCCUGAAUAUGUCAACACUGGACAUUUGACCACAAAGAGUGACAUUUACAGUUUCGGAGUGGUGUUGAUAGAACUACUAACUGGAAAAAGGGCAAUGGACAAAACGAGGCCUAAGAAUGAACAAUAUCUUGUGGAUUGGGCAAAACCGUACAUGACUAGCAGUCGAAGAUUGCGUUGCAUAAUUGACCCAAGAUUGUCAGGUCAAUACUCAGUGAGGGGAGUCAAGGAGAUGGCAGUUUUAGCACUAAAUUGUGUGAACUUGAACCCUAAAGAUAGGCCAAAAAUGAAUGAAAUAAUCGAAACUCUAGAAGGCCUUGAAAAUCUAAAGGACAUGGCAGUGAUCUGUGGGCAAUGGCCUGUAGCUUCAAGAAAAACCGCUAGAGAUGCAGUUUUUUCUCCUAAAGGAAGAAAAGAAAUUAAUGGUGGUCAUAUAUAUUGGAAACAGACUCCUGUUAAAAACAUAAAAGUGAAAGGAUAAUGACUAAAAUAUAGUGAAUUUAUUAUAAAAUUGUGAAGAAAAGUCAACAAGUGCUCCUACUUGUGUACCGAUAUGCUUAUAUUAUAAGUCAUAUAUACGUAUAAAUUUUGACAGAUAUGUGCCCUACAUGUAUGUCAUGCUUGUAUUAGAUAUUUCCUACUACCUUUUUUAUUUUGACAAUUGUACAUGAUAUGAUAGUAGUG
This is a messenger RNA of Lactuca saligna, 1920 nucleotides long. The record is from the annotation of a GenBank genome assembly. Lineage: Eukaryota; Viridiplantae; Streptophyta; Magnoliopsida; Asterales; Asteraceae.